AUGAUCUGUUGUAAUAAGCUCACGCCUCCCUUAGAUCAGCCGUUCAAGUAUGGCACGGAACCGAUCCGGGGACUGAACCUCGGAGGAUGGUUGGUACUGGAGCCGUUUAUUACGCCCUCGUUGUUUAAUCCGUACAUUAAGCAGAAUGUGACGGAAGAGUAUUCGUUGACGAAGCUUUUGGGACCGGAACAGGCGCGCGAGCUGUUGGAGAGGCAUUAUUCGACAUGGGUGACCGAGAACACGUUUAAGCGGAUCCGGGAUCUGGGAUUGAACCAUGUAAGGAUCCCACUCGGGUUCUGGGCCCUGGGGGACCUAGAGAAGGAUGAGCCCUAUGUACCGGACCUGGCGUUGGAUUAUCUGUUGCAGGGGCUCAGGUGGGCCGCGCAGUAUGGGAUCCGAGUGAUGGUGGAGCUGCAUGCCGCACCGGGUUCUCAGAACGGGUGGAAUCAUUCGGGGAAGAUGGGGAAGAUUGGGUGGUUGGAUGGAACGGCUGAGGGGGAGAAGAAUGGACAGAGGACGAUUGAGUAUAUGAAGAAGUUACUGAGGUUGUUGCAGGGGCCGGGCAUGGAUCAUGUGUCGCCAUUGUUUGGGGUCUUGAACGAGCCUGCGAUCUUUAUGUUGGACAGGGAUAGGAUCAAGCAGUGGUACAAGGAUGCGUUUGCGGAGAUGAGGGAUAUUACCGGCGCGGGAAAGGGGCCUUGGGCGGUGCUCCAUGAUGGGUUCUUGGGACUGAACCAAUGGGAGGGCUUCAUGCAUGGAGCCGAUCGUCUUGCUCUUGCAGAUGCCCACCAAUACCUGAUUUUCGACCAGAACCUGAUCAGCAUGUCGCGCCCGGAGCAGGUAAAGUUCCCUUGCGAGGUCUGGUCCCAGGAUAUGCAGCGCUCCGUCCUCAAGUUCGGUCCCACCCUCGUCGGCGAGUUCUCGUCCGCGACCAAUGACUGUGCCACCUACCUCAACGGCAUCGGUGCCGGCUAUCGCUGGGAUGGCACCUUCAUGAACGAAAACGGCAAACCCGGGGAGGCCGCCUGCCAGCGCUCCAAGAACAACGAUACCGAUGGCUACUGCUCCUGUGAUGCUCAGAACCGCAUCGGCACCUAUACACCCGAAUACCGCCAGUUCCUGUCCGAGUUCACUCAGACCCAGAUGGAUGCCUUUGAGCAGGGUCUCGGAUGGUUCUACUGGAACUUCAAAACUGAGACCAAUCCUUUGUGGUCCUACUUUGACGGUGUCGAUCAGGGGUAA
This is a messenger RNA of Gamsiella multidivaricata, 1242 nucleotides long. Its product is annotated as glycoside hydrolase superfamily. Gene Ontology annotation, biological process: glucan catabolic process. Gene Ontology annotation, molecular function: beta-glucosidase activity. The record is from RefSeq and is a predicted model, not a curated record. Bases 1 to 1242 code for a protein of 413 amino acids. Lineage: Eukaryota; Fungi; Mortierellomycota; Mortierellomycetes; Mortierellales; Mortierellaceae. The transcript has 2 exons. Gene Ontology annotation, cellular component: extracellular region; cell surface.